AUGGAUGCAAGAAUCUUUUUGCGAGCAGCAGCAGCGGCAUCACUGCUCCUUCUUUGUUUUGUCGAAUAUGCCUCGGCCAAGACUUUUGCUUCCACACUACUGUGGUACAAGACACCAGCCGGUAUCUUCAAUGAAGGAUUGCCUAUCGGAAACGGACGGCUGGGUGCCAACGUCUAUGGAUCGAUUUCCAAGGAGCAAAUUGCGCUCAACGAGGACUCUUUCUGGAGCGGAGGUUUCCGAGACCGCGUUAGCUCAACUGCACUCCCGGCAUUUCCUACCGUCGUAAAGACGCUCGAGGGAGGAGACCUUAAGGCCGCUGAUAAUUUAUGGAAUUCUAACAUGACAGGUAAUCCGACUUGGGAGCAAUGCUUUCAACCGGCAAGCACCAUGUUCGUCGACUUUGGCCAUAACGCUUCUCUGGCCCAAAACUACAACCGAUCCCUUGACCUUCUUACCAGCGUAAAUACCGUAACCUACAGCAUUGGGAGCGUACAAUAUACACGACAAGCAAUUGCAAACAACCCCAUGGACGCUCUGGGAUUCAGGUAUCAAGCGAACUCCACAGGCAGCUUGAAUUUUACUCUUUCUUUUACUCGUGGUCAGGCGCUAAGGUCCGUCAAUGCAAAUGCUUCCACUCGCACGAUCACGCUAAGAGGAGGCGGGACGUUGGACAAAACUUUGGAAUUCACUGCUAAGCUAAAGCUUGUGACGCAGACAGGAACCGUAACUGCAAGCUCGGAUGGCACCUCGCUCGUCGUGAAUGGGGCUACAGAUGUCCAGGUAUACUUCGAUGGAGAGGGAGCUUUCAGAUAUUCUUCGCCAGCCACUUGGGAAGCUGUCAUUGACAACAAGCUCAACGCAGCCGUAACUGCUGGAUGGAACUCCUUCUACCAACAAGCCAUCACCGACUACAGCGCCUUGGCAAGCCGUGUAGUGCUUGACUUGGGCAAUUCUGGGAGCAAUGGAGAAGUUGAAACGCGUGCACGCGUGGCCAAUUGGAAGAAGAAUAACCACCUCUCAACAGAUCCCGAACUCCUUACUCUCUUGUACAACUAUGGCAGAUUCGCACUGAUAUCUUCGUCGAGACCUGGAAGUUUGCCCGCUAAUCUCCAGGGUGUUUGGAACGAUCAAUUCUAUCCUUCUUGGAGCUCUAAGUACACGCUCAACAUCAACCUCGAGAUGAACUACUGGCCAGCAGAAGUAACAAACCUUCCCGAGACUCAUCUACCACUGUUCGAUUUCAUGAAGAGCAUGCAGACGCGUGGUCAGGGUGUUGCGAAAUCCAUGUAUGGAGCAAACGGCUGGGUAUGCCAUCACAAUGCUGAUAUCUGGGGAGACUGUGCACCAGUUGACUCUAAUACAUACUGGUCUGCGAACACCAUGGGAGGAGCUUGGGUCAGUCUCCAUCUGAUUGAGCAUUACCGAUUCUCUGGAAACAAUACUUUCGCCACCAACAUUGCACUACCAAUUUUGAGCGACUCGCUGUCAUUCUUCUACGACUUCCUCAUUCUCAACGACCGCGGCUAUUAUGUCACGAGCUACGGAGCAUCCCCAGAGAAUGCAUACCUCGUGCCGAAUGGAUACCCCAGCAACGGCUCAGUGGUUGGGAUCGAUCAAGGCACUGCCCAUGAUCGCCAGGUCCUGUACGAACUCUUUAAAGGCUUCAUCGAACUCUCUCAGGCGACAGGUAGCACGGCCGGAGUGGCAAAAGCCCAACAAUAUCUCUCCAAGAUCGAACCUCCAAACAUCGGCACAACAGGUUACAUCCUUGAGUGGUCGAAAGAGUUCACGGAAAAUGAGCCAGGGCAUCGCCACCUUUCGCAUCUCCUCGCCGUGUACCCCGGAGCACAAAUCAGUCCCCUCCUGAACCAGACACUUGCUAACGCUGCGCUCGGUUCCCUCAACCACCGCUUAAGCUCUGGCGGCGGUAACAUGGGAUGGUCGCGAGUCUGGGCGGUCGCUAUUUACGCCCGUUUAUUCCAAGGCGAUCUUGCUGCCAGUUCCAUCACCAAUCUCCUUACAAACUACAUCUCGUCUAACCUGUUCGACCUCAACGGUGGAGUGUUCCAGAUUGACGGCAAUCUCGGCAUUGUAGGCGCCGUUUGUGAGAUGCUACUUCAAAGCCACGCAGGUGUUGUCCAUCUUGCGCCGUCGCUUCCGACUACAACGCUUCCGACCGGAAGCGUCACGGGGUUGGUAGCACGAGGCGGCUUCGCCGUCGACGUGGCAUGGAGUAACAAUGCGUUCUCUAGUGCCACGAUCAAGUCCAGUCGAGGGGGGACUUUAGCCUUGGGGGUUGCAGGUGGCAUCAGCUUCAAAGUCAACGGCGCGGCAUACACUACGCCCUUUAAUACAGUAGCCGGACAGACUUAUCAGAUCACUCUCUAAGUACGCUGUAUCUCUAUCGUCAUCUCUAGAAGUUGUGUGUAUUUAAGUCUGAGUAAUAAAGUUGAUUCUGAG
Messenger RNA from Hyaloscypha bicolor E, 2460 nucleotides. Its product is annotated as glycoside hydrolase family 95 protein. The transcript has 2 exons. The record is from RefSeq and is a predicted model, not a curated record. Gene Ontology annotation, biological process: carbohydrate metabolic process. Bases 1 to 2388 code for a protein of 795 amino acids. Gene Ontology annotation, molecular function: alpha-L-fucosidase activity. NCBI's taxonomy places the organism in Eukaryota, Fungi, Ascomycota, Leotiomycetes, Helotiales, Hyaloscyphaceae.